Molecule: messenger RNA, 760 nt
Organism: Somion occarium
Lineage: Eukaryota; Fungi; Basidiomycota; Agaricomycetes; Polyporales; Cerrenaceae
Source: the annotation of a GenBank genome assembly
AUGAUCUCAGGCCUUCCGUUAUGCCGAUGCGGCAUAAGUGAAACCCAUGUCCCUCAAGACUCGGUCGGGUAUAAAUACCCUACAUCCAGAAUGAGACCCUCCACGAGCUGGACUCGUAAGUACGAGUCAGUCGGGUACUGUAUAUUGCAUAUUACACGUCUCGGGAAGAAUCUCACCUUGUCGGCCGAUCCUUCAAUGAAAAUGCACUCCUUGAGCAAGUUUUCAUCAGUGCUCUUGAUAUUUACAUCAUCGCUAGCGUUGCCCAUCGGCUCAUGUAACGGGCUUGAGAAGAGGGCCGUCGAUACUCAUGAACGGUCGAUCUUGCAGCCACAAGUUGACAUUGACAAGCGGUUCUUUAUGGACUUUUCGAAAUGGUUGAAGUCGUUCGAGUUCCUUGAGCCUGGCAGCGUAAUGACCAUGGACGCAUUGGAGCCUAAAACGAAGCAUAUAGAACCAUCAGCCUCGCCUCCGCAGAGGGCUGAACCAAUAUUCCUCUGUUGCAGUGAUUUUCAUGACAGCUUCCAAACUAAAUCUUAACAAGAAACGUCGCUGGUGUACUAGUGUUUCGACCCAUGGUCUGGUCUUCUCCGCUGAACGUGCAUGUCGAAUGCUCAAUCCAACAUAAUAGAAGAAGACAGUUGUUUCAUACUGUAGACUUUUGGUCGUGGAUCAUCACACCUGAGAGACGUCCACAGCCGACUAUUUUGUGGGUGGCGAAUAGGCUUCAUGACAGUACUUACAAUAAUUCUGAGCCCCGCAA